AAUAAGAAGGGCUGGGAUUGGGAGGAGGUGGCAGUAUUGUGAUCAUCAAAUAUGGCCUCCCAAGAAAACAGUAGAAAACUGUCACAAGCAGCAAAAAAAGGCUGAGUUCAAGCAGUGGCCAUGGCUUCUGUCGCAAACGGUCCCUUCCACAUUCUCAAACCUCCAAACCAUCCUGGUUACAAACUCAGUAGUGGUAUCAGAACGACCCUCUGGUCAUUCUCAUGUACCAAUGCACCAUUUCUCACUCCGCAGACCUCAAAGCACAAGUCUUCAACCAUCAUUUGCUUUGCAACUGAUAAGCAAACUUCUUCUACUGAAAUCAGUUCCACAGCCAGGAUUAGGAGUGAAGUUCUCACUCCCUUUCGCUCCGUUCGGAUGUUUUUCUAUCUUGCUUUCAUUGCAAGUGGUGGUUUAGGAGGACUCAUAGCAACCACACAGUUAAUUGCAGCACUAACAAACCCAUCAAGAGCACUUGACGCCCCUGAAAUUGCAAAGGGUCUUGGGAUAGACCUUGGAGCAGUGUCUCUCUUUGCAUUCUUGUAUUUGAGAGAGAACAAGGCCAAGAAUGCACAGAUUGCUAGGCUCUCAAGAGAGGAAAACCUUUCGAAUCUUAAGCUCCGGGUUGAUGAAAAGAAGGUCAUUCCUCUUAGCUCUUUGAGAGGGAUUGCUCGGCUUGUAAUAUGUGCAGGCCCUGCAUCAGUCAUCACAGAAGCUUUUAAUCAAAGUGAACCCUACACUGAAAGGCUUGUGGAACGAGGGGUGCUCGUGGUGCCCUUUCCUACAGAUGGAAACUUACCUAGUUUUGAGUUUGAAGAAAGUGAAGAGACUAAGGAGAUUACUGCAAAGAGGAAAAGACUAUGGCAGCUGACACCAAUUUAUAUUCCUGAAUGGACCAAGUGGUUAGAUGAGCAAAAGAAGCUGGCAGGCGUCUCCUCUGACUCUCCUGUGUAUAUAUCUCUUCGCCUGGAUGGUCGUGUUCGUGGCAGUGGCAUUGGUUACCCGCCUUGGAAUGCUUUUGUUGCACAGCUACCACCUGUAAAGGGAAUGUGGUCUGGUCUUCUUGAUGGGUUUGAUGGAAGAGUUUAAGAAAAUAUUUUGUGUCAUAGUAGGAUCAAAGGCAUGAUAUGGAUAUGCAGCUAUUUCAGAAAUGGAAAAUCCUGUUUGGAAUUGUUUUCGGCUUCUAUGUGGCUAACAGGUCCUGCUAUAUAUGCAUGCAAUGUCAAGGAAGCAACCAAAAUGGGGGAUUUGAGGACAGUUGACAGAGAAAAGAGUUGUUUUGUCCAAAAACAACUUAAACUAAUCUAUACAUCAAGCCUUGUGAUUGUUGACUUGCCAUUUUCUGAGUCGGCUUUCUUUUUUUUCUUUUUGUUUUGGAGUUAACAGUCACCUUGAUUUGAAUGAGUUGGUUUGAGCUACUUUCCA
This is a messenger RNA of Prunus dulcis (almond), 1422 nucleotides long. RefSeq names its product protein LOW PSII ACCUMULATION 1, chloroplastic. Lineage: Eukaryota; Viridiplantae; Streptophyta; Magnoliopsida; Rosales; Rosaceae. The transcript is spliced from 5 exons. The record is from RefSeq and is a predicted model, not a curated record. The coding region runs from base 121 to 1086 and encodes 321 amino acids.